CUCACUCACCGGGCUCAAGCUCACAGCUGCGCGCACACACACACACUCACACACUCUGUCUCUGUCUGUGUCUGUGAUACACACCAUGCGUACCUGUGCGGAGCUACUCUCUACCACCCAGUGCUGGAUUUUACCAAUGAAUCAGGCUGAGAUUUAACACAGAGACAACACAACACUCGUGAAAGGAUACUUGAACUACUUUUCUUCUAUUUGUCCUACUUGAUCCUGUGGAGAGAAGUGACCGGCGCUGCUGCUGCUGCUGUCGCUGCUGCCGCUGCUGCUGCUGCUGUGAAGAAUUUAGAAGAGGAGGAGGAGGCCGUGCCGUGAGCUCUGACUUCUGAGUUUGAACCAAAAUAAAAAAACACUCCAACACUCCAUUUUUAUUUGUGUCCUGUGUGAAGUGGAACCACUGUCCAACCAUGAGGAGAAGCUUGCAUGUCCUUCCUCUCAGUGUGCUCACGGCUCUGCUGCUGUCUCAGGUCUGCUCUGGCAUCAAAUGGCUAGCGCUGUCCCACGUUCCGACGUCUUUGCACGUCAACCAGACUCACCACUGUAAGCUGCUGCCCGGCCUGGUGUCCUCCCAGGCUCAGCUGUGCCGCAGCAACCUGGAGCUCAUGCAAACCAUUAUCCAGGCGGCGCGCGAGGUCAAGAAGACGUGUCAGAAGACCUUCGCCGACAUGCGCUGGAACUGCUCCUCCAUCGACAUCCCCGUUGACUCCCCCAAGUAUCGUCCAGACCUCGACCGAGGAACGAGGGAGUCCGCGUUCGUCUACGCUCUCUCCGCCGCGACCAUCAGCCACACCAUAGCGCGGGCGUGCACCUCCGGAGACCUGCGUCUGUGCUCCUGUGGUCCGAUCCCAGCCGAGAUCCCGGAGCCGGGAUAUCGCUGGGGCGGCUGCGCCGACAACCUGCACUAUGGUUUGAUCAUGGGCUCCAAGUUCUCCGAUGCCGCCAUGAAGAUGAAACGCUCGGGCUCCCACGCCAACAAACUCAUGCACCUGCACAACAGUGAAGUAGGCAGACAGGCUCUGAGAAAUGCGCUGGUGAUGAAAUGUAAAUGUCACGGCGUAUCCGGCUCCUGCUCUAUAAGAACUUGCUGGAGAGGACUGCAAGACCUGAGGGACAUCGCCAUGGACCUGAAGACCAAGUACCUGUCUGCCACCAAGGUGGUUCACAGACCCAUGGGGACACGCAAGCAGCUGGUACCUAAGGAUAUUGACAUCAGGCCCGUGAGGGAGAACGAGCUGGUCUACCUGCAGAGCUCCCCGGACUUUUGUGCCAAGAAUGAAAAGCAGGGAUCUGCCGGCACACAGGGCAGGCAGUGCAACAAAACGUCCAUGGGCAGCGACAGCUGUGAGCUGAUGUGCUGCAGCCGCGGCUACAACCCCUACACGGAGAAGCUGGUGGAGCGCUGCCACUGCAAGUACCACUGGUGCUGCUACGUCACCUGCAAGAAGUGCGAGCGGAUCGUCGAGAGAUACAUGUGCAAAUGAGUCACCCAACCCCCCCCAUCCGCCCGCCCGCCCGCCCGCCCGCUGCCGGCCACAUCAGCAGUCCUCUUCAUGUACUCAGCCCACCCGAGGCUCCAGAUUAACCAAAGCACUACAGUACAAAGAAGGCUUAAUCUUGCCUGAAGCUUUAGCAUGUGUAUCUCAACGAAGAAGUGGUCUUUUCCUUGUAUCACUAUCAAUUUUUUUUGUAACAAAAUCUCUGUGCUGCCAGUCAGACUUCUGUCAUUUUUUGCGUCACAAACCUGGAUGUGGCGCGUGGGACAACAGCCCCAGUCGUCUUAUGAGAAGACCACCGUCCUCAUGGGUUCUUUUUCUUUGUCAUGUUAAUGAUUAUAAAUUCCCCACACCGGGGAUUUUGAAAGUCUAUUUUAUUAUAUGUCUAUUAAAAAAAGAAAUAAUAUUGGAUUUUAUGCUGGAAGGAGAGGAUUUUGAGACUUUUACAUAUUACUUUAUUCCAUGGGAUUUAAAGGGUUCUAACGGAACCGUGUGGUACUUUUUUCAGGUACUAUUGAGACUUUUUCCCUCCGCAGGAAAAUGGAUGAUAGAGGAAAAGGGAACACAAAGGGAACUUCAAGUACUUUUCAAUCAUGGAAAAUUUUUGUGGUUGAUGUUUUUGGACUCUCACCAUGGGUCCAGCGUGGAUCACGACGUGCCUGCAUCCCUGUGGAUUGGAGAGAGGACAAUAAUGAGCUUGGUGAAAUGGUGCAUUAUCUCCGUUAUGUCUGACCGACCUUUGCAGGCAGUUCAAAAAUAUAUUUUAUUUUUUAGAGCAUAUGAGCUGAACUCAUUGAUUUUGUAAACCACUUUUGUGUGGAUGUACAUACUGCUAUUUUGUAUACUGAAAUAAAGAAAGAAGUAUUUAUAAAAUAAUUAAAUGACCUUCACCAUGAUCUUUA
Molecule: messenger RNA, 2407 nt
Organism: Solea solea (common sole)
Lineage: Eukaryota; Metazoa; Chordata; Actinopteri; Pleuronectiformes; Soleidae
Gene: wnt11
Product: wingless-type MMTV integration site family, member 11
Exons: 6
Coding region: 420-1493 (357 amino acids)
Biological process (GO): neuron differentiation; multicellular organism development; cell fate commitment
Cellular component (GO): extracellular region
Molecular function (GO): frizzled binding; cytokine activity
Source: RefSeq, a predicted model, not a curated record